Messenger RNA from Prorocentrum cordatum, 855 nucleotides. The record is from the annotation of a GenBank genome assembly. NCBI's taxonomy places the organism in Eukaryota, Dinophyceae, Prorocentrales, Prorocentraceae.
CUCAACAUGGCCCACGAGGACUCCUCCGUAGCCGUUUCGGAUCACUUUCUUGUGUAACUGUUCUAAGCUCUGGUAAUUGUUUGGGCGAAGCACCCUGUGCUGCACUACAGAAUCCUCACUCGAGGCCCCGCAGUGAUGGCGAGACUCGCGGGCGACAAUCUCCCGGCCGUCAUCGAGCAGCGACCAAGGCCAGCAUUAGCGUGGGCGGCUGCAUCCAGCGCGGCGCCCGCACCGAGGCAGCUCUGGACUCCCAGGAUGGCCCGGGGGCGCCCGCACGGAGGGGAUCGCUGCGGGGUUGUCCUCGGCCCCGACAGGAUCCGCAGGCCUUCUGGCCUCCACCUUCCGGAGAUUUCGGUUUCUCCGACCCUCACAGACCUUCCCUAUAUGAGGAGGCCCGAAUCUCUCCUGGGCAUCUGCAGGUCGCGCCGGCUCGUGGUCGGAGUCUUCACGGCGCCGGAGUUGUUGUCGGGAGUGGAGCUGACCAGCAGCGGGGCAGUGGGCAACCAGACGAGCGACCCCGAGUCCACAUCCGUCCUCUCCGUGGAGCCCCCGAUGCCUUCCGAGGCCUGCGACGGGCUCCGUCGGACCAGCGCGAUGGCCGGCCAGGACGAGCGGCCCCCUGCCGAUAAUCUUGGCGCAGCCGUCACGACGGCGGGCCGUGCCGUCCAGAGCCCCGCCGCCAGGUGCCCCGAACUCGCUGGCCGUGGUCUGCGGGCCCCAGCCAGGCCGGCGGCGAGCCCGGCAGGCCCACGCGCGCCCUUUGGAGAAGCGGCGCCGGCCCCCGUCCCGCCCCCGCCUCGCCGGGAGGGCGCCGUCGGCGAGGGGGGCAGGCGCCCGCGCUCUGCGGGCAGCUAG